Messenger RNA from Camelina sativa (false flax), 1202 nucleotides. The record is from RefSeq and is a predicted model, not a curated record. Lineage: Eukaryota; Viridiplantae; Streptophyta; Magnoliopsida; Brassicales; Brassicaceae.
UCUUCUUCUUCGCUCCUCGUCUAAGACAGCACCCAAAAAAAACACACUCAUAUUUAGGCAAUAUAAUGAAGAAGACCAUCAAGAACUCAACUCACAGUCCCGAGAAAAUAAUUGUGCAUGAAGUGAAGAAGCGAAGAUCAGCUACUAAAGAUCUCAAGAAUGCUGUGAAACUUAAGAACCAGGAAGAAGAAACACCUCAUGAUGAUGUUGUUGUCGUUGAUGUUGAAGAUGAUGAUUGUAAUCAUGAUCUUGUUGAUGUUGAUGAUAAUGGUGACGAUGAUGAUGAGGAACAUGAAAGAUAUUGUAGACGUGAGUUUGAUCAUGGAUACCAUCUAGUGAAAGGCCAAAUGGGUCAUAGCAUGGAAGACUACAUUGUAGCUGAUACCAAAACCGUUAAAGGCCACAAUCUUGGGUUAUACGCUAUAUUCGAUGGUCACUCAGGCCAUGAUGUUGCGGAUUAUCUGCAGAACCAUCUAUUUGACAACAUCUUGAGUCAGCCGGAUUUUUGGAGAAACCCUAAGAAGGCAAUCAAGAGAGCAUAUAAGUCUACGGACGACUACAUUCUCCAUAACGUGGUAGGUCCACGAGGUGGCUCCACAGCUGUGACGGCUAUAGUGAUUGAUGGGAAGAGAAUUGUGGUUGCAAACGUUGGAGAUUCAAGAGCAAUUUUGUGUCGUGAAAGUGAUGUAGUCAAGCAAGUUACGGUUGAUCACGAACCUGAGAAGGAGAGAGACAUUGUCGAGAGCAGAGGCGGCUUCGUCUACCAAGAACCAGGUAAUGUUCCGAGAGUGGAUGGACAACUAGCAAUGACUCGUGCGUUUGGAGACGGAAGGCUUAAAGAGCAUAUAAGUGUGACACCGAAUGUAGAGAUUGUCGAGAUACACGAUGACACCAAGUUCUUGAUCUUGGCUAGCGAUGGACUUUGGAAGGUUCCUGUGUAUAUUAGUCUCGUGAUGUCGAAUGAAGAGGUUUGGGAUCAAAUCAAAAAGGAAGGGAAUGCAGAGGAAGCUGCGAGAACACUAACUGAUAAAGCCUUGGCUAGAGGAAGUAAAGAUGAUACCUCUUGUGUAGUUGUCUCUUUCCUUCAGUCCAUCGAUUAGAUAAUUUAGGUCUCUUAUCUUUCUUUAAGUGAAUCACAGUUUUUGAAGGAAAAAUAAAACAUUGUUUCAUACAAUAAUAAGUUCCAAGCCGAAUCUCUUUUA